Messenger RNA from Coccinella septempunctata (seven-spotted ladybird), 1956 nucleotides. RefSeq names its product proclotting enzyme-like. The transcript has 6 exons. Bases 167 to 1810 code for a protein of 547 amino acids. Gene Ontology annotation, molecular function: serine-type endopeptidase activity. The record is from RefSeq and is a predicted model, not a curated record. Gene Ontology annotation, biological process: proteolysis. NCBI's taxonomy places the organism in Eukaryota, Metazoa, Arthropoda, Insecta, Coleoptera, Coccinellidae.
UCAACUGAACCGUCCUAUCUCUCAAUGAAAGUAAAAACCAACUUACUAGUGGGAGAAAUUCAAGAAAGGUUAUAUGGCCAUCACUUUCUUCAAGACUAGUGGAUUCAGGUCAUAGUUUGAAUACAGUAAAUGUUAACGAAUGUUGUGCUGAGUGUGGUUGGCUAUUAUGCACUCGAGUAGAUUAAUUCGGAUAACAUUCAGCGAGAUAAUAUUCAUUCUAUGCUGGUUCUGUCAUUCUACAACUGAAGGAACUUAUCAAGAUAUCAUAGAAUACCAUGAACCAUGGCAGGAGAGUGGUCACAUAAGACGUUGGGUUAAAUUAGCCGAACCAAGACAUGUGAUAACACGUAGACACGAAACAUCUCAAGAUGUUGAAACAACUAGACAUUUCGAUCCUGACACCUUGCAUAAAAUUACCGAGACCUUAGGAGCUAUCAAUACUGUAGGUAGAUACAUAGUUAAUAUGACAAUAGGUGAUGAUGAUAGCACCAAAAUAUCGAACGAAGUACCAAGUGCCAUAUACACCAUAAGUAAAAAUGUUCUGGGAAGAAACGUAACAGACACCAUUGCCCCCUAUGUUAGAGAGGCAUUACCUAGUGCUAUUAACAUUAAAGAUGAGAAAUUGAUAGAAAGAGACGACUAUGAGGAUGGAGAAGACAAAAAAAGCAGCUGCACCACACCUGGAGGAACAAUAGGAUCUUGCAAAGAUCUAAGUGACUGCCCCCAGCUCCUGUUGAACCUAGGAACCCUCAGACAAUCCCUCUGUUUCAAGAGUCUCUUCGUUCCUGGAGUCUGCUGCCCCGUAAUCCAAGGAACCAAAUUACAACCUGUACAGUCCUCCUACACAUCUACCACUCGAAAACCAAUAACGACAACCACAACGACUACCAAGCCGAUCAAACUGAGUACUAGGCCAUCGUCUAGUAGCAAUACGAUAAGACCACCGAUUAAAAUAACAAGUUCUCCUAAUAGGCCGAAUCCAUCGCAUUUCCCAAAUGUUCCGCAAGUUGAAUCGAAUUACGUGGACACUGGUGAAUGUGGUCAACCUGAAUCAGCCAAGUUCCGAGUAGUGGGAGGCGAGGAAGCUCUGCCAGGGCGAUGGCCAUGGAUGGCAGCCAUAUUUUUGCAUGGUUCCAAGAGGACCGAAUUCUGGUGUGGUGGAUCUCUCAUUACAGCAAGGCAUAUUUUAACUGCUGCUCAUUGUACGAGAGACUCCAGACAACGACCGUUCUCUGCGAAACAGUUCACCGUCAGGUUGGGCGAUAUAGAUUUAAAAAGAAACGACGAACCUUCAGCCCCCGUAACAUUCAAAGUAACAGAUGUAAGAGUGCAUCCGCAAUUCAGCCGAGUCGGUUUCUACAACGACAUAGCCAUUCUUCUGCUGGAUCGUCCGGCCAGAAAGUCCAAAUAUGUGAUACCCAUCUGUCUCCCGCCUCCCAAUUUGUGGAGAGAUUCCUUCGCUGGGAAAAGAUCAACGGUCGUAGGCUGGGGAACGACCUACUAUGGAGGCAAGGAGAGUACGGUACAGAGGCAGGCUGUGCUGCCCGUGUGGAGAAAUGAAGAUUGCAACGAGGCCUAUUUUCAGCCUAUCACUUCAGAUUUUAUUUGUGCUGGAUAUUCAGAAGGGGGCACAGAUGCAUGUCAGGGUGAUUCGGGAGGACCCUUAAUGGCAUUUUGGGAUACACGAUGGAUUCAAGUUGGAGUUGUUUCAUUCGGGAAUAAAUGUGGAGAACCAGGGUAUCCUGGUGUUUAUACGAGAGUCACUAGUUAUAUCAAUUGGAUAAGGGAAAACACCCGCGAGAAACUGUGAAUAUUAUGAAGAAACCAGUGAUAAUUAUUUUUAUACAAAACAUUUUAACCUGUAAUUUAUUGUGCAAUCUGUGAAGUGAGAUUUAUCAGAAUAACUUUGGUUGGUUUGUGUCAGAUCUGCAGAUUCAAUAUAUUUUCCAACCCCUA